AAGUCAUAAAUAGGAUACUUUUCAAAUUAUCCCUUUAUUUUUCCAUAAAGUGCAAGAAAUCUUUUGUAUUAAUGAGAAUUCAUUCUCUAAAGUCAUAAUUAUUUUUUUGUAACAUAAAAAAUAAUCCAUGCACUUUAAAUCACAAAAACUUACAUAAAGAAGAAAGAUAUUUGUUGACUUGUUCAACAAUAAAUUUGAAAAUGAUUUUUGGUAAAAAGAAUUAUUAAUCUUUUAGACUCCAAGCCCAUUUUCAAAUCCCAAAACUCUAGUCUGGUCCAUAUAUCUCCUUUUUCACUUUAUAUUCCAAUGGGAUAUUUUAUAAAUGUUUCAUUUUAAAUUUUACAUCCAAUCCACUUUGGAUCUUCAUUUCUUAUUCACAACCACUCUAAUUUUGACAUGUGAUUACACUAUUUCAUAGUGAUAGUGCUUUACGAACGUCCCGCAUGGAAACAUACCGGCAAAUGGUCUAAAACCAUUUCGUCAAAAACGAGUUCUAACAAUCCUCCACAUGAAUAGAACUCAAUCUAGACACAUGACAACUCGAUAGACUUGACAUACUUGAUUUCCUAGACAAAACUCAGAAGAAUUUUUGAGAGUACAAGAAAAAAAUCCACUGUAUGAAAAGUUUGUAGCAUUUUUCCAGCUUUGAACCAAUCAUUGUUAAUAGUUAUUAGACUUACUUGAAAAGGUGGUAAACAUAAUGUCUUGAACCCCUCAGACUUUUGACGUAAAUCGAGAUAAUAGCUAAAACACAUCUCAUUUUCUCAUACAACUAGGUUUUUUAUUGGGUUUAUUUUGGCCGUGAACAUGCUUGAUUAAUUAUGAGUGUACUUAGAGAAUAUAGCAUUUUAUUCAUUCUCCAAAACGGUUUCAUUUCACACUCACAAGAUAAUUUGCCAUUAGCUUUUAUUUUAAGAAGUAUCAUGUAAUACUCCAUAGUGCUACCUGAUGAGCGGCCAAUCAUAACCUCGAAUAGCUUCAUAUACACCUGCAUCGUCGCAGGUCUACAACUUCUGACUAAUCCUCCAAGCUGCAACAACUUUAGGCUUGCUCUCCUUCCCACUUGUAGGUAUCGUUUUCUAGAGGAAACGUGCACUAUCACUGUAGUAUUUUCAUUCCUGAUUUAGCUAAGAAAGACACAUUAAAAAAAAAAACAGUCAUGUUACAAACCGAAAACCGAAAACCAAAAAACAAAACCAAAACCAAAACCAAACUGAAUUCCAAAUUGAACACCUUCCUCAAAACGAUAAAAAGGCUUGUAAAAAGGCCUUUUUUUUUGUUGAAUAAUAAUUUUACAUUCUGAAAAGAAAAAGAAAAAAAAAUAAUAAUAUAAUUUUUCAAUAUAUUUAUUUAGAGUCAGAAGGAAGCAAACGUGAAGUAUACCGCAAAAACCCUAAAGAGCAGUCAAAGCCAGCGGCACCUUCUUCCUUUAGGAGAUCAAUGAUACAUAUGUCGGACCUUCCUGAGGAUUUGAUAGAGGAGAUACUCUCUCGCGUCCCAGCGGCAUCUCUGAAACGGUUUCGAACUACUUGCAAACGAUGGAACGCUUUAUUGAAAGACCAGGGAUUCACGGAGAAACACUUUCGUAAAGCUCCAAAGCAGUCUCAGGUUCUCUUCGGGUUUUUAGGUAGAUUGAAGAUUUGUUCGUUGAGAGUCAAUGGAUGCCCAUCUAUAGAGGUCAUAGAUGAGAUCAGACUAACCGACCCUGUUUAUAUUUAUAAACAAUUCGUAAUUUCUGAAGUCUUCCACUGCGACGGCUUAUUAUUAUGCACUAACCAAAAAAAGACUGGACUAGUGGUUUGUAACCCUUGUACACGUCAAGCCAGGUGGAUCAAACCCGGUAAUCGUCACAAGAUGACCGACACCUAUACUCUUGGAUCCUACCAAGACAUCAAAUCCAACAAUAUUAGCUACAAAAUAUUGAGAUGCGAUGAAUAUGAGGACAAGGCAAGAUUCGAAAUCUAUGAGUUUGGAUGUAAUUCAUGGAGGAUUCUAGACGUCACUAAUGACUACAACUUAACUAGGUUUUCGGACGCCGUGUCAUGGAGGGGAAAGACGUAUUGGGUUACUUGGGAUAAAAAAGAGAGAACCAUGGUGUUAGUCAGUUUUGAUUAUACACAAGAGAGAUUUGGAGUACGUAUGCGUCUUCCCUAUUAUAGAUCUGGUAUUUCGACUAUUUCUCUAUCAGUUGUUGGAGAAGAGAAACUUUCGGUGCUAUUACUACCCUCAGAUACGUUGAGUAGAGAGAUAUGGGUAACAAAUAAGAUUGAUGAGUGGAACAAGGUCUUCACAAUGGAUAAAUGGAAACGUGAUUGGUUGGUAAAUAUCGUAAGUUUUUUGUUCGACGAUGAGAAGAAAGUCUUCUUGUGUUGUGAGAGUUUAUAUAUUCCAGACCUGUGCGUUGUUGGGGAGGAGGAUGAGAAAUUGAAAGAAUCAGGGAGGGUAUACGUUGUUGGGGAGGAUAAGGAAGUAAAACAAGUGAAUGGAGAAGCCAUAGAUGUUUUUUAUGAUUAUGUUCCAAGUUUAGUUCAAAUUCUGAAGUUGAGUCAAAAGAGAAAGAGGGGUGACUAAAUAAGCUACAUGCAGACAUUUUCAUUGUUUUUUAUGCGUUUUUUAAUUUGACUUGACCAUGUCCUUUGAUCAGUCGUUUUUAAAAAUUUUAUGUCAUUCAGAUGCCUUUAACAGUAAAUAUGAGAAUAUGUGAUGUAUAAAUUAUUAGACAAACCAUUCAACAGAACAAAUCUGUAUUAGUAAUUUAUUACACCAACUUCUUCUUGAGAAGUCAUUAACUCAAAACAACAUAAACAGUCGAUCUCCUUAGACUUAAAACUUCAACAACUCUUGAGUUAACUUUGGAGAAAGGUCCUUCAAUGACAUUAUAUUGGUAGCCGUUACUAGUCAGUAACUUCUCAAGGAUAACACAAAUCCCUAAUUUCUCUACUCCGAGAUAUUUACAUUCUUGUUAUCCAGUAAAUAAUGUUUCUCUGUUCUCCUGUUGAAUCUCCGUUUGAUUUUAUAAUUUAAGAAAAAAUAUGUAAUUAUUAGUAACUCCUCGGAUUUGGUGAAUUGUCGUCGUUAGUUACGGUUUCGUCCAUAUAUUUUUAUUCAGAAAUAAUGGUAGAAUCUAAGCAUUUGAUUCGAUCUUGGUCUGAUAUUAGCGCCCAAGUUACUCCUCCUACUUGUGCAAUUGACUCUCAAGAGUAUGUUCUUCUUCUUAUAUAAUCUUCUUUCUUCCAGUGUGUAUUUAUGAACAACUGUAUAUAUAUAUGUGAUAAAUUAACAAGGUUGUGUUCGAUUAUUGAUGUUUCAUGUCUGGUCAAAGAUGCAGAAGAAUAAGUGGUCCUACCAGAAGAUCAAAUAAAGGAGGAUGGACCCCAGAGCAGGUAGCUCAAUUUUUUCAUGUGGAAUAUUCUUUGUGUGAUUGGUGAAAAUCUUUCUUUCCAUCAUCUUAUUUGUUAUUUUUGUCAAGGACAAACUCUUGAUGAAUGGUGUGUGGAGGUACAAAGGAAAGAAUUGGAAAAAGAUAGGUAAUUGAUAUUUUGAUUUUGGUUUUGUCAUCUCAAAAACUCUUGUACACCUAUGA
Molecule: messenger RNA, 3583 nt
Organism: Brassica napus (rape)
Lineage: Eukaryota; Viridiplantae; Streptophyta; Magnoliopsida; Brassicales; Brassicaceae
Product: probable F-box protein At5g47300
Exons: 1
Coding region: 1441-2571 (376 amino acids)
Molecular function (GO): protein binding
Source: RefSeq, a predicted model, not a curated record